GGAACGUGACAAACUCUUUUUUCUUUGGUCGUUUCACUGGAUGGCUUUCCUGCGAGAGAGAAUCUGAGCUUCUGAGUAUUUUCUAUCGUUUUCUCUCCCCUUUCUCACGCCCCGUGAUUAUCAUCCGAGGUCCUGUGUUUUUUGGGAGUAUAGGCAAAGCAUUUCAGAACAAGGGGGAAAAUGGCGGAAUACAAGGAUGCGUUGUUGGAGAAGACGAAGUACCACGAGGAAUGUCCAGGUUGUAAGGUCGAGCAGAUGAAGGAGCUCCGGCGAGGGUUUCCUUUUCGGGAACUUUUCUUCGUUUGGAUCAUCGUCCUCUCCACAUGUCUUCCGAUUUCGUCUCUCUAUCCCUUCCUCUAUUAUAUGAUUGAGGAUUUUGAUAUCGCAAAGACGGAAAAAGAUAUUGGCUUUUAUGCUGGAUUUGUGGGUUGUGCAUUCAUGCUUGGCAGAGGAAUGACAUCUGUUUUCUGGGGUAUUGUGGCGGAUCGUUAUGGAAGAAAACCGAUUAUACUCUUAGGAACCAUCUCAAUUGCCAUUCUCAACGCUCUCUUUGGCCUUAGCUUAAAUUUUUGGAUGGCUGUUGCCACAAGGUUUCUUCUUGGUGCUUUCAACUGCUUGCUUGGAACGAUGAAGGCAUAUGCAACGGAGAUAUUUCGUGAUGAAUAUCAAGCUACAGCAAUGUCAGCUGUUAGUACAGCAUGGGGCAUCGGAUUGAUCAUUGGACCUGCUCUUGGAGGUUUCCUCGCCCAGCCAGCAGAUAAAUAUCCAAGUAUAUUCUCCAAAGAAUCCAUAUUUGGCAGAUUCCCAUAUGCCUUACCCUGCUUCACUAUAUCAGUUUUUGCAUUGUUGGUGACAAUAGUAUGCUGCUUCAUUCCGGAGACAUUGCACAAUCACAAGCAGGAUAGUACAUAUGAAACUUUGGAGGCUACUGGAAACAAAGAGAAUAACAAAGGAAACAAGGAUUCUAAUGGAUCUCUCUUGAAGAAUUGGCCCCUGAUGUCAUCUAUCAUGGUGUAUUGUGUUUUAUGUCUUCAUGAUACUGCAUACUCUGAGAUAUUUGCAUUGUGGGCUAACAGCCCACGGAAGUACGGAGGUUUGAGCUUCUCAACUAACGAUGUCGGUACUGUUCUUGCUAUCUCAGGUAUCGGCCUAUUUGUCUUUCAGGUCCUUGUAUAUCCCUUAGCCGAGAGACUGCUAGGACCCAUACUCGUUACCCGAUUUUCCGGGGCGUUGAUGAUACCUCUGCAAACGAGUUACCCGUUUAUCGCCAACUUAACUGGCCUUAGCCUAAGCUUAGUAUUAAAUUCCGCAUCCAUCCUCCUGAAUGUUUUAAGUGUAAGCGCUAUAACUGGCUUGUUGAUCCUGCAAAAUAAAGCUGUUGAUCAGCGUCAAAGAGGAGCGGCUAAUGGUAUCGCCAUGACUGCAAUGUCUCUCUUUAAGGCCAUGGGUCCAGCUGGAGCCGGUGUCCUAUUUUCUUGGAGCGAGAGGCGAUUAGACGCUGCAUUUCUCCCAGGUGCGCAUAUGGUGUUCUUCGUCCUCAACGUUAUAGUGUUGAUUGGUGUGGCUCUUACGUUCAAGCCAUUUCUAACCACUCGACGAUGAUUGAUCAUGAACACAACAUUGAUGGAUUUGCGGGAAAAAAAAAUGGUAUGAAUUCGUAGUCCAUAGAUGUUUAAACAGAUGGUAGCUUUUGCUUGGAUGAACUGAACUGGUUAGGAGACCGGUAAUGAAAUUCAGCUAACCUUUAGGCCUUGGAUUUUCAUGUGCUUUUUUUUAUAAAGAAAAUACGUAAUUUUUUUAUUUGAAUUAAAAUUAUUGGCACCAGGCUUUUUUUU
Tarenaya hassleriana is the source of this 1835-nucleotide messenger RNA. RefSeq names its product protein ZINC INDUCED FACILITATOR 1-like. NCBI's taxonomy places the organism in Eukaryota, Viridiplantae, Streptophyta, Magnoliopsida, Brassicales, Cleomaceae. Bases 181 to 1602 code for a protein of 473 amino acids. The transcript is spliced from 17 exons. Gene Ontology annotation, molecular function: solute:potassium antiporter activity. Gene Ontology annotation, cellular component: plasma membrane; plant-type vacuole membrane. Gene Ontology annotation, biological process: transmembrane transport; regulation of stomatal closure. The record is from RefSeq and is a predicted model, not a curated record.